AUGGCCAAGUGUCACCGGAGCAACGUUGAUUCACUAGUUCUCGAUCACCGCCACCAUGCCAAAAACACCACGGCCGAAAACUUCUGCAUCUCCGCCUCCUCGAUCCGCCGCAUCAUUUUCGACGCCGUGAGCUGCGGCGGAACUUCCCGGCACCGACAUCGCCACCGCGACGAAGUCCACGACGACAAAGAAAAGAAGCAUGUUCAAGAAGAGAAGCAUGAGAAGCUAUUGGAUCUCCUGAACAGGCCGGUGCAUGCAACGGAUGCGGAAUUGAAGAAGAAGGAAGAGAUGCUGUUAGAGCUGAAGCAAGUGGUGAAGGAAUUGCGAGAAGAGGAUUCGACUAAACGGCGAAUGGCGGCGGCGAGAGUAAGGUUACUGACGAAAGAUGAUUCUGAAGCGAGAGGCUCACUCGCUAUGCUCGGAGCAAUUUCUCCACUCGUCGGAAUGCUUGAUUCAGAAGACGUUCAUUCUCAGAUUGAUUCUCUUUACGCAUUGCUCAAUAUCGGAAUCGGCAGCGAUGAAAAUAAGGCUGCGAUUGUAAAAGUUGGUGCUGUUCAUAAGAUGCUGAAGCUAAUUGAAUCACCGCGUGUUGUUGAUUCAUCGGUUUCUGAGGCGAUUGUUGUGAAUUUCCUUGGAUUGAGUGCUUUGGAUUCUAACAAACCAAUAAUUGGAUCCUCUGGUGCUAUACCAUUCCUUGUUAGAACCCUGCAAAAUCUAGAUAAAAGUAGUAAAAAUUGUUUCCAAGUUAAGCAAGAUGCUCUUCGGGCUCUUUACAAUCUUUCGAUCAAUCAGGCCAACAUUUUGUUCGUUUUGGAAACUGAUUUGGUAUUGUUUAUGAUAAACUCGAUUGAAGAUAUGGAAGUGAGUGAGAGAAUCCUUUCAAUUCUAAGCAAUUUGGUGUCAACUCCAGAAGGUAGAAAAGCUAUCAGUGCUGUUAGGGAUGGAAUCACAGUUUUGGUUGAUGUAUUGAGUUGGACAGAUUCACCUAAAUGCCAAGAGAAAGCUUCAUACAUUUUGAUGAUCAUGGCACACAAAGGCUAUGCUGAUAGGCAAACCAUGAUUGAGGCAGGGAUUGUAUCGGCAUUGCUCGAGUUGACGCUUGUAGGUACCGCAUUGGCGCAGAAAAGGGCGUCGAGGAUAUUGGAAUGUUUUAGGGUAGACAAAGGGAAGCAGGUUUCUGGGAGAUGUGAUGGUGGAAACUUAAGCUUAACUGUCUCUGCGCCUAUUUGUGCCUCGUCGUUUUCGACGGAUGGAGGAGGUAAAGAGUAUUUAAUGGAGGAGGUGAACAUGAUGAGUGAUGAAAAGAAAGCAGUGAAGCAAUUAGUUCAGCAGAGUUUGCAGAACAACAUGAUGAAAAUUGUCAAGAGGGCUAACUUGCGUCACGAUUUCGUUCCUUCCGAGUGUUUUGCUUCACUCACAUCGAGUUCGACAUCAAAGAGCCUUCCAUUUUAA
Messenger RNA from Vicia faba (fava bean), 1452 nucleotides. The record is from the annotation of a GenBank genome assembly. NCBI's taxonomy places the organism in Eukaryota, Viridiplantae, Streptophyta, Magnoliopsida, Fabales, Fabaceae.